Trypanosoma grayi is the source of this 3360-nucleotide messenger RNA. RefSeq names its product separase. Gene Ontology annotation, molecular function: cysteine-type endopeptidase activity. The transcript has a single exon. The coding region runs from base 1 to 3360 and encodes 1119 amino acids. Gene Ontology annotation, biological process: meiotic chromosome separation; proteolysis. Gene Ontology annotation, cellular component: cytoplasm; centrosome; mitotic spindle. Lineage: Eukaryota; Euglenozoa; Kinetoplastea; Trypanosomatida; Trypanosomatidae. The record is from RefSeq and is a predicted model, not a curated record.
AUGGAGCCGGUGACAGGGGGCGGGAUUCUUCUUCACAAGGCAAAGUGCCCUCUGACCGAUGAGGCAGAGCUGCAGGCGGUACUCGCAGACGCAAAGGCAGCGGCAGCCGUUGGCGGUGUGUGGCACACGGUUCGGCUGCUCGCCUCUCGCGCGCGCAGCACGCUUCAGUCGGGGCGAGGCGACCUCGCGCUUCCACUCGUCACGACGGCGAUUGACCUCUGCCCGGAACCCUACAGGCGGCUGGCGUUGCUGCACAGUGAAGACAGUGUGCAGGGCGGCUGUGCGCUGGCGCAGUCCAUGGUCGCCACACCCGACUGGCAGUACCGUGACAGAGACGCGAUUGCCGUUGUGUGCACCGCGAUGGUGGUGUGGCACGGCGCUGUGGCAUCUACGGCGGAUGUGAGUAGCUGUCCGCAUCGCUUCCUGCGGUUUUCCCAUCGCGUCGGGCACGUUCUCACGGCAGUCAUGACUGACGCCGAGAACCUCCAUAGCCUGAGCGCGUGUUGGCUGUACAACACGCUCGCCUUCGCCCACCGCUCAAAGAAGACACAGGAGGUGGCGUUUUACCUCCUGGAGGAGUUGCGCGAUGAGGCGUCGCCCUCGGACUUGGUGGAUGUGAGUGAGUGGCGACUGGUGUGUUGCACCGGCGGCAACGCGUGCGUUCGUGAGGGCCUUCGUGGGACGCAGGUGGCUGCGGUGUGGCAGCGCCUGUGUGCGACGCUGUACGCUGAGGGGUGCGCGCUGCUGCACGCGUCGCAGGAGAAGGUGUGCCGCCGCGCCGCCGAUGCGAUGGACGUCUUGCGGCGCAGCCUCACUGGCGAGCCGACGCACUACGUGACGGACGUUCGAAGGCCGCUCAGUCUUGAUCCUCGGGAGGCGGUGUUCCUCCACGACUCCGCCGCAAGUGCCGAUUUGUGUGUUCCACGGGAAGCGUUUGCGCCGCUUCGCGUGGCGUGUUUUUUAAGGUGUGUCGCAGGGCGAAAUACAUGCGGCUCGUCUGUCAACUACCCGCUGGCUUCUGUGGCGGGCGCUGUGGCCCUCGCGUAUCGGCACCGCCACGGCGACAUCGCGGAGGAGAUCCUCCGAGCGGGACUGACGGACGGUACGGGUGAAGGCUCCUUGGUUGCGUGGGGCGAAGAGCUCGAGUCCAUCCUUGACGGGUUGAUGCUUCCGCCCGGUGGAGGCUUUGGUUCCACGGAGUUGGCGAAGCGCUGCCGCGGUGUUGCGCGUCGACGCUUAGGCGAGCCCGAGCCACUGCUACACGCGGCAGUACAGGAGUGGCGCGCUGCCGAUGUGCUGCGCGUGCUGGCGCUUUCCCACACCCUCGAGGAGCUGCUCCCAGCCGGCGUGGCGGUACUGCGCGGCGACGCCACGGUCGGGCGUCGGCUGCUUGGGGACAUAAUUGCCCCAUCGUUAGUUCUUGAUGGAUUGGUUCGACUCAUCCUUCGCCUCGUGGACGAGGGGGACGCACCGCUCGCGAGGUGUUUUCUCCCCCUGGUGGCCGGCAUCUGCGUGCGGAUGCCGUCGCAGGCGAAUCUACUGGUGACGCUGCAGGCGGUCGCCGCCUUUGCUCGCUGCUGCUUGGAUUUUAGCUCCCGCCAACUGGAAGGCGUUCAGCGCUGGGAGGGCGUUGCCAAGGCACUCCUACCUCUGCUGCCACCACGCUGUUCUGCACUGGGGCCGCCUUACCGACAGACAAAGGCAACAGUGGUGGGACGCACAUUUGCCGCGAGACGCCGUGUGUUUGGCGCACUUCGCGGUGGUGUCCCCACAGAGGGCAACGCCUCUCGAUGCUGUCAGCUGCAGGUGCUCUUGGCGGGCGAAGGCAAAGAGGGAGUGCGUCUCCUCCGCAGGAGCGGUGUUGAUGGGGUUUCGCAGUGGGAGAAGGUGCUCCCCAUCGAGGAGGUGCUGCUAAAGAUGGUGGACCGCACGCGGGAGAUUGAGCUGCAGAACAGGCGGCAUCUCAACGCUUUGCCAAGGAAGGAGGAUGCGUCAUUGCUUGGAGAUGGCCACUCCGGGGCCGAAAAGACGCCCUGUAACGGAGACAGCGGUGCUGAUUGUGGUGGUGAAGCAACGGAGCAGGACAGUAAGGAGCGGGCGGAUUGGUGGGAACAGCGGCAUGCGCUGGACCGUGCACUGCGUGAAGUGGUUGAGGUGUUACAGUCAGACGAGGCCUUUGGAUGCUGGCGACUGUCCAUGUGUGGUGACUUGUCUCCAACCUGCAUGCUGGAGCUGCAAAGUCUGGCUGCCCAGCUGCUGCUUACCCUCCACGCCCCAGCGCAUCACACAGACGAUGUGAUGCUGAUGUUAGCUGGCCUUCCAUUUAUUGGGGCGCGUUAUUCGCUCAGGGAGAAACUUCUCUUUAGUCCUUCGCAUGUGCAUCUUGGGGGCCCAUGUCAUGCGUGUGAAGAAGUGUUGGUGAAGCUCUCAGAGGCGUUAAGGAGCGAGCUGCUCAACCGCGGCAUCGCUGCGCCCUCGAACGAACUUUGGGAUGUCUCCCGUGACAUCUGCUUCCGUGCUCUUUCUGCAAUGUGUACUACGAAUGAGUAUCGACAGCAACAACAAGAAACACAGCGACAUCAGGAGAAGCAGGGAAGCUUUGACCAUGUGGAUUUGUUUGAGCUUCCUCGUACUCAUGUGUAUCUUGCGCUAGACAAUGAACUUCACUGUCUUCCGUUUGAGGGAAUUGACGUGCUUCGGACCGGCAGCGUUUCCCGCGUCCCAACAGCCACAUUUGUGUCUGAGAGCAAUGGACGCGCGGCGCUUCUGGGUGACGGUGUGGCGUACUGUGUGAUCGACCCCCAUGGGGUCAUGCCAAAGACGGUCAAGCGCCUGUUGCCAGUGUGCCAGCGGGGGGGUUGGCGAGUGAAGUCUCAGAGCAUGCCGUCUGGCGAGUUGUUGCGCGAGGUGUAUGCAUCUGGGGCUCGGCUUUACGUCUAUGCGGGGCACGGAAAAGGCGGGUGCGUGGUGCGGCCCGAAGAGCUGUACGAGCGGUUCCCUGAUCCAUGUCAAUUCCCCGCCGUCUUCCUCAUGGGCUGCAGCAGCGCAUACAUGGAUGGUGGAUCAUCGUACGACUGUUACGGCAUGCCGUAUGCCUACCUUCACGCAGGAUGCCCUCUGUUCGUUGGCUGUCUGUGGCACGUGACUGAUGGUGAAAUUGAUCGACUGACGAAGCGCUUGCUGCUGUUGGUUGCGGGUGAUGUUGCCAGCGGCGGCAAUGACUGCUGUGGACGCCACCCACAGACUAUUGGAGAGGCCCUGGCAAUGGCGCGACAAGCCUGCAAGCUGCCUUUCCUCACAGGAUGCUCCACAGUCCUGUACGGAGUGAAUCUACCCCUGCGGAGCGAUGACGGGAAAUAG